Messenger RNA from Notolabrus celidotus (New Zealand spotty), 2241 nucleotides. It is a transcript of the gene pllp, whose product is annotated as plasmolipin. Gene Ontology annotation, molecular function: structural constituent of myelin sheath. Bases 291 to 854 code for a protein of 187 amino acids. The record is from RefSeq and is a predicted model, not a curated record. Gene Ontology annotation, biological process: myelination. The transcript has 4 exons. Gene Ontology annotation, cellular component: membrane. NCBI's taxonomy places the organism in Eukaryota, Metazoa, Chordata, Actinopteri, Labriformes, Labridae.
GCAGCUGGAGAUCUCUGGAUAUCUGAACUGGGACAUUUCCCUGAGGACUCCUCUUACACUUCUUUUACUUUCUAAACUUUGUGAGUUUGUGUUUUAUUUAUUUUUGUGUUUUAUUAAGAACAGAAGCUUGCUUUUCAUGUUUUUCACCUGUGGAUGUACUCAGCGGUUACAUGACCCCUACGUGAGGAGCUUUUUGAGGAAUAAAACCCGCUGGACUGAAACCUUUCUUCACAGACUUUUUCUCUGAGACUUGUUGUUGGUGGGACCUUCCCUCGAUACUCUACGUAGUCAUGGCAGAUUUUCCAUCAAAGGUUAACACAGAGACCGGAUCCUCCAACGCCCAGACCUCUCAACAAGGGGGCAACAGCCUUCGAGGGCUGGCCUCCAACGUUACCAGUGCGAUGAACAUGCCCUUCAUCCGGAGCAUCCAAGGCAUCCUUAUGAUGGUUGAAAUCGUCCUUGGGUUGCUCCACUGGGCGUUGAUAGCCGGCGCCUUCUACCAGCCUUUGCCGGCAUAUGGCUGGGUGAUGUUUGUGGCCGUCACUCUGUGGAUCAUCACCACCAUCCUCUUCCUCAUAUUCUUGUUUAACGUCCAUGAAAAGCUCACCUUUGUGCCCUGGCUGCUGACGAUGAUGGGGUACCACGGCAUUGCAACAGUCCUUUAUCUGACUGCCUUUCUGACCAACGCUGCUUCUGUACAUCCUUUUCACCUCAACUACUUCUUCGGACAUUUUGCAGCUGCUGCUUUCUUUGGGGCGUUGGUCAUGUUGGCGUACGGCGUUAGUGCUGUCUUCUCUUAUUUAGCCUGGAAGGGAGACGGAGGAAAUGCUGCCACCAACACUGUGCCAGCCUAGGACUCUGAGCUGCAGUGCUGACCAGGAAAAAGUCACAAAGAUUUAUGUCUGUGUCCCUUAAAUUGAGUACUGGCACCUGCCUAUGAAUGCUGGCCCUCCUAACCUAAAUCCAUAUACUGAUCUAGUUUCAGUCAGAUUCAGUAAUGUAAGGUUCUGAGGAUACAUUAUUCAUCACCUCUGGAUUAUCUGCAUCAAACGUGGCUCUGAAACUCUAUCUCUACAUGACAUGUUCUCGAAGGUGCUGGUUUUGGUGUUUGAAGGACUGAAAUUCUGUCCUUUCUUUACAAAAUAUUCCAGUGCAUCAGUACAAAACUGUAACUCCUGUUUACACUUUGCUUUAUUUACAGAAAAAGGAUAAUAUAUAUUAUAGAUUAGUGAGUUUAUCAAAGGGUGAUGGGUGGGUUUUAUAUUUCAACAUUUCAACCAGGUUAUCUGACUCCCUGUUUCCAGCCUAUGUGCUCUAUACAGCUAAGCUAACUAGCUAACUUUAGCUUAAGACUUCUGUGAGUGGUAACAAAACUCAGACCUACCCUGUGGAUUUAAUCAGAUAGACCAUUUCCAGGAAAUGUCCAUGUUUCCCACAGGCAUAACGUUGCCCUGCUGGAGAGAGACGUUCAAUUAGUUAAAGGGGGAUUGUGAAGAUUAACCUGCUCAUAUUUUGCGUAACAUGCUAUCACUAUCAAAAGGAACAAAUAUUAAUUAAAGAUAUUGUAAGAUAUUGAUUUACUGUGAUAUUAGAGAAAGAAUCACCAUUGAUGUAAAUGGCUGCAAAGUGAAGAUCUGUGUCUUUAUUCAAUGUGUAAAGAUUUGAUUGAAAACAUGAACUUACUCCAAACAUGGCGGCCUGGCCUUACAUUCAUCCUGUCAUAUCUACUAAAGGUUUCAGUCUUUCUUGUUUACAGAGUGUUUGUUUCACUGGUGCGUACGACACCAAUGAGACUGAACUGUGCUCUCCUGAAUGUGUUAUAAACUGUGAUUCUCAUCUCAUAUUAUAAUGAAACCCCCUGACAUGGCGGUGCAGGUGUGAAGAAUGAAUGUGUGGUACGUGCGUUCUGCAGAAACCCUUUUUGAUUUCCAGUAAGUAUCUCUCACCCUCAUAACUCUGAAAGGACCAAGCCAAUCUCUGAUAAUGAAGCAGACAUGGAAUGAAAACGAUGGCUGUGAAAGCAUAAAGUUACUGAAGUAUGAUAUAAAGAUUCAGGGUUUCUACAGGACCCCUUCAAUGAUUCAAACACUGCUCCACGAAGGACUCACACAGCUGCAGACAACUCUCAGUGCUCACCCCGUCCUGUUUGUGAUUUUAUAAGAUAUUUUGUGUUUUUGUACAAAAAGAAUGAAUGCAGGCUCAGCCAUUAACAUGUUUCAAUAAAGUAACUUGUGAUUUAAA